GAUACGAUACGAUACGAUACGAUAUGAUGUUGUUUACUGUUGAUUUACAGUGCGAUGGGAAACUCCCAGCGUGUUCCGCGUGUGAGAAAGCCCGGGUGGAAUGUAUAGGCUUCGAUGCGAUCUCUAAACAAAACGUCAGCCGAAGCUACAUCCAUGAUCUGGAACAAGAAGUCCUCGCCCUCCGAGCUCAAUGCGGACUCCCCCUGACCGGUCCGAAUACUCUUCCUCUCUUACACCUCCCCGCCCCAGGAAAUGGAAAUGGGUCUGGUAAUAACACUCCCGGAGGAGGUGAUAAUGGCGGUCCUUCAGGGAGAACAGCAAGUUUCCGGAUGGACGAGGAUGCGGAUGGGGAUGAAGAUGAUUUAAAACCUCGGGGAGAUCGGUUGACUUUGAAUACGGGAAUGAAUAUGAACAUGGGUAUGGGAAUGAACAUGGGAAUGGGCAUGGGAGUGGGAUCGGGUCAUAGUCAGGCAGAGACGGAAGGAGCGAGGGCUUUGAGCGCUUUAGGAGCGGCGGGGAUUUGGGAUAACGGGACUGCGUCUGGACGGGGGUACGGUCAAUCUCAAGAACGUGAUCGCGAUCGUGGGGACCGAGGUUCGGAACGGUUAGGAUCGGGGGAUAACAAUAACGGUGAUGAUACCGGAGCCGGCAGUGGGAAUAGCGGGCCCGGGGAUAUCGAUCCGAGCUUAACAGGAAUGUCUCGAGGACCCGGGUUCGGCCUGGAUCUUUACCCAGGAGGAUCUAACACGCUCAACUCUGGUGGUGACGCCCUCGCUGGGCCCGGUUCGAACCCUACGACCACCUCGGGCGGGUUCUCGCCUCACGGCGGAGUCGGCCUGGCUCGUAUGGUAGUCGACGCCGUCAUGCGCGUCGGACCUGCAACAGGACCACCCGCACCGCAAGGUAGGAGGGAUAGCAACCUGAUGAUGAUGUUGCCCUCCCUCUCCGGCUUGGGAAAUUACGCCGGUUCGACGAACGCCCAGCAGGCGGGGGAGGCGUUGGCAGCGGGGUUGUACCCUACCAGCCAUCAACGCGGUCCACAGGAAGAGUCCAACGCACGUGGGGCGUUCUCUCCAGCUCGUUCUGCUCGGGGCGACGAUCCGGCCGAAUCCGACGCUCAUAACGCUCGGAAACGCCGAGGUCGGCCGGUCGAUAUCCCCGCCUUGCCACCCCCAGCCGCCGUAGACAGGCUCGUCCAAGUCUACGUCGAUUUCGUACAAAUCAUGCUGCCCAUCCUCCACAUGCCCACGUUCAGGGAGAUGCUCGUCAGGGUCCGUGAUCGUGCCGAGGACGUUAGCGAGGCCGACAUCUUUUUCGUCUUGAUGGUCCUCGCUCUGAGUACGAUGGCCUUGUCCCGUUCGCUCGACCCGACGGCGGAGUUGAGGAUGUCUUCCGAGGCGUUCUACUUGGAGGCCGUCAAGCACUUGGAGGCGGUGUUUGAAGAGUCGGAUUCGUUGAUCGGGUUACAGGCGAUCUUGUUGUUUUGCUAUUACUCGCUCUUGAACCCGACCCGAGGCAGCAUCUGGUUCCUCGUCGGACUGGCCAGCCGGACCGCCGUCGAUCACGGGUUGCACCACGAGACGUCCCAGUCGGACAGCUUGACCCCGCUCGAGCUGGACAUGAACCGCCGGCUGUUUUACGCCGUUUACAACUUGGAUCGGUUGUUGUGCCAUGCGCUCGGUCGACCGCCUAGUAUUCCUGAUACUUUUAUCAGCGUACCGGCCUUUUCGAACCUCCCCGACUCGGCCAUCACCAACCACGGUCUCCUUCACGCCGAACCCGAUCCGUACAAGGUCGUCUCGCUCAAUUUCAUCCCGCUCCGAGAACUCCAAUCCACCAUCUACUCGCGCCUCUACUCGGUCCGGAGUUUCGAUCCGCCAUCACACGAAUGGUUCAUGGACAUGUUUGACAGGCUGAAACAGUGGUUACAGAAUAGUCCCGAGCCGAGGGGAACUCAGAGUACCGAGGGGUACGCUGUCAGCUUUCACAACACGGUCUUGCUCUUGUUCCGCCCAUCACCGGCGUGUCCCCGACCGUCGCAAGAAGCGCUGGCCACCUGCCUCUCGUCGUCGAGCUACAUUAUCCGGAUCUUCAAGAGCUUGCAGAGAAAGAACAAGAUCAACUGGUACUGGCUGUCGAGCCACUACGUGUUCAUGGCGGGUAUCACCUACCUUUACGGUCUGUGGAACAUCAAUAUGCUCGGCGAUUCCACUGUCGCGCCUAGCCUGAUGGAAGCGCAUCUCGACAUCCAGGCUUGUCUCAGCGUGCUCGAGGCGCUCUCAGUGUCGGUACCGUCGGCUCGAUCCUGCCGAUGGACUUUCGAGAUGCUCAGCUCGGCCAUCCUUCGACGACUCUCUGGCGAACAGGCGUUUAGCGAGUCGUCGAGCUCGAGCAAUCGGGGCGGCGCGAGCAAUGGCAACAACCACAACAACGCCGAUUCGUCGUCAUCGUCUCGGUUGAUGCCAGACGGACCGGGGCUGGGAAUCGGGACAGCGGGAGCUCGCGCCGAAUCCGCCAUGCGACACUCGUUCCAAUCGCAAGGCUUCCCCUCGCCGUUACCCAAGAUGGAACUCCCCACCGAGAUCUCGCUACUGGACAACUUGUUCCUGAACCCGAUGAUCCCUUACCCAAAAGCCUCGGACUCGACCGCCGUAGGCAACUCGUUCCUACACACUCCUAGGGACAGCGUGUCACCGCCACCGCGAGGCGAAUCGCCUCAUCCGGCUUACCCUUACCCGAACGUGAACACUGGGGAUGAAUCGAUGCUGCGAGGCGGAUCGAGAGGCGCGGGUGCUAGUGGUCUGAACGGCGAACGUGGCGAUGACGGGAUGGCCACACCACGAAGCAUCCUAGCCGGUUCCCCUGCUACGCACAUGAUGCACGGAGGAGGUGCUGGAGCUGGCGCGGGGAUGGGAGCCGAGACGGACCUGGCAGCGAGCGGGUUCGAUUUCCUCAGUUUCUUGGCUGCUGACGACGGUGGACACGGAGCCAACGCGGUCUGGGAGCAGACCGAGCCGUUCAGGCAGGAGAUGCCGAUGUUGGGAUGAGACCCCCGGGUAUCGUCGGGGAGAUGUCGAGGAACGCCUUGCGCCUGCUGUUAUCUAUUCGUCAUUCGCUGUUUGUAUACCAAGUUGGGCUGCGAGCCUGUGAACGUAAUGUUGCCAUCGUAAAUGAGUUGAUGACAUGAUUGAAAUCGA
This is a messenger RNA of Filobasidium floriforme, 3197 nucleotides long. RefSeq names its product fungal-specific transcription factor domain-containing protein. Gene Ontology annotation, molecular function: sequence-specific DNA binding; zinc ion binding; DNA-binding transcription factor activity, RNA polymerase II-specific. Bases 24 to 3047 code for a protein of 1007 amino acids. NCBI's taxonomy places the organism in Eukaryota, Fungi, Basidiomycota, Tremellomycetes, Filobasidiales, Filobasidiaceae. The record is from RefSeq and is a predicted model, not a curated record. The transcript has 7 exons. Gene Ontology annotation, biological process: DNA-templated transcription; positive regulation of transcription by RNA polymerase II.